Messenger RNA from Hydractinia symbiolongicarpus, 387 nucleotides. Its product is annotated as KRAB-A domain-containing protein 2-like. Lineage: Eukaryota; Metazoa; Cnidaria; Hydrozoa; Anthoathecata; Hydractiniidae. Gene Ontology annotation, molecular function: nucleic acid binding. Gene Ontology annotation, biological process: DNA integration. The coding region runs from base 1 to 387 and encodes 128 amino acids. The record is from RefSeq and is a predicted model, not a curated record. The transcript has a single exon.
AUGCAUCAGUUUGAUCUACUGUACAUACCCCAUGAUCGGUUGUAUGGCAAUACGUAUAAGUACAUCCUGACAGGCAUUGAUGUUGCUUCAAGGUACAAGGUGGCUAGACCCCUACGUACCAAAAAAGCCUGCGAGGUUGUGGAGAUGAUCAAGGACAUUUAUAAAGCAGGGAUUCUUCGAUACCCCAAAAUUUUUCAGUGUGACAAUGGUUCUGAAUUUAAGUCAAAUGUAACCAGGCUGCUGGAGGACAAAAGUGUUGAGAUUAAAAGGGUCACUACCAAGUAUCAUCAUACAUAUACGGCCUUUGUAGAGUCCUACAACAAAGUAGUCGCAGAAAGGCUCUUUAAGCCUCAUGGAUGCACAAGGUCUGGUCUAUGGGGAGCCUAG